This is a messenger RNA of Quercus lobata, 2037 nucleotides long. Its product is annotated as abscisate beta-glucosyltransferase-like. The transcript has a single exon. Lineage: Eukaryota; Viridiplantae; Streptophyta; Magnoliopsida; Fagales; Fagaceae. Bases 336 to 1805 code for a protein of 489 amino acids. Gene Ontology annotation, molecular function: UDP-glucosyltransferase activity. The record is from RefSeq and is a predicted model, not a curated record.
AUCAUAAUUUCUUCUUCACAACUAUGUAUCUGCUGUCAAGACCCAUUACUUUUUCUACAUGACUUGGGGCUUAUCGCAUUACAUUUAUAACAUAGUUGUGGUAGAAAAGGUGUGAUCCUAAAUUUUUUUUUCUUCAUUUAAACCUAUGCUUUUUAUCUCCAUUGAAACGAAAAUUUCUAAAACCAUGUCCUUUUGUGCCACAGUUUUGUCAUAACUUAGCACACGGUAAAUACUAGUGGACUAGUAGUAAACAAAAAUGUCGAGUGAAAGUGCAGUGAGUCACAUUGUAACACAUAAGAUUGUGAAAAAUAGGUGUAAUAGGGUACGGUACCAGAAUGACUCCUAUCAAAACCGGAACACAAGGAUUUCUCAUUUGUUAUACUCUCUCAAAAGUCAAAGCAGCCAUGGACUCAAAAACUCGUACAGUCGAAAUGUUCUUCUUUCCCUUCGGGGGUGGAGGCCACCAGAUCCCAAUGGUAGACAUGGCAAGACUUUUUGCUUCCCAUGGAGCCAAAUCCACUAUCAUAGUCACUCCCACAAACGCUCUUCACUUCCAAAACUCCAUCCUUCGUGACCAAAACUCUGGCCACCCAAUUUCCAUCCAUGCUCUCCAAUUACCAGACGGUGUAGUUUCAUCUGAAUCUGCCAUGUCUGCAACCCCUUUCACUGACACCACAGUCCUCCAAGAACCUCUCAAACUCUUCCUCAUUGAACACAAACCCGACUGCAUUGUCUUCGACAUGUUUCACCGUUGGGCUGCUGAGCUGUUCGAUGAGAUUGGUAUUAGAAGGAUUAUCUUCAAUGGUAGUGGGUGCCUCCUUGGUUGUGUUGCAGAGAGUUUAAGAAAGUAUGAACCACAUGAGAAGGUGGGUUCAGAUUAUGAGCCUUUUGUAGUGCCGGGCCUUCCUGAUCGGAUCGAGCUCACAAGGUCUCAGCUUCCUGACUUUGUUAAAGACAAAUCUGGGCGUUUAGAUAAGAUGGCAAAAGAUGAAGAAAAGAGCUUUGGGUCUGUGGUUAAUAGUUUCUACGAUUUGGAGCCAGCUUUUGCAGACUUUUCCAGAAAGGAGAUGGGAAAGAAGGCUUGGCUUGUAGGACCAGCUUCUCUAUGUAACACAAAUGUUACUGAUAAGGCCGAGAGAGGCAAAAAAGCUGACCAAAGUUGUUUAGGUUGGUUGGAUGAGAAAGAACCCAAUUCAGUUCUUUAUAUUAGUUUUGGAAGCAAACCCAGUUUUGCUCCAGGACAGUUUGUUGAGAUUGCUCAUGCUCUCGAGGCUUCCAACCAUUCAUUCAUUUGGGUUGUUGGAAAAGCCUUCAAAGAUGAAGAAAAUUUCCUUCCUGGUGGAUUUGAAGAGAGGAUUAAGGAAUCAAAGAAGGGUGUGAUAAUAAAAGGGUGGGCACCCCAGUUAUUGAUAUUAGAACGUGGUGCAGUGGGAGGGUUUUUGACCCAUUGUGGAUGGAACUCUAUGUUGGAGGGAGUUUGUUGUGGUGUGCCUAUGAUUACAUGGCCACUCUCUGCUGAACAGUUCUGCAAUGAGAAAUUGGUUACUGAUGUGUUGGGGAUUGGAGUUCAAGUUGGGAGCAUAGAGUGGAUGUCGAUUAAGUCUGAAAAGAAAGCGUUGGUUGUGAGGGAGAAGGUGGAGGUGGCAGUGAAAAGGUUGAUGGGUGGUGGUGAUGAGGUUGUGGAGAUGAGAAAACGAGCUAGAGAGCUUGCAGAGAAGGCUAAGAAAGCUGUUCAAGUUGGUGGAUCUUCGUAUAUGGAUGCUGAUGCCUUAAUUGAGGAGCUUAAAUCCUUAAAAGAAAAAUGAGAAUUAAUGGAGGAAUAUUGUAUUCACUUGCCAAAAGAAUAAAGUAUGCUGUACUACUAAGGUGGAAAAGAAAUAAUGAAGAUACAUGAAAUGAAGUUUGUAUUGUUUUUCUGAUGAGCAGUUGACUCUUUUUUUCUUUUGCUAUUUGAUGUGAAGUUGACUCCUGGUAAAAUAUAAUCGAAGGACUAGUAAAUUUUGGCAUGUUAAGUACAGUUGAUUAACACUGUAAGCU